Molecule: messenger RNA, 3112 nt
Organism: Anopheles funestus (African malaria mosquito)
Lineage: Eukaryota; Metazoa; Arthropoda; Insecta; Diptera; Culicidae
Product: Y+L amino acid transporter 2
Exons: 9
Coding region: 1160-2677 (505 amino acids)
Biological process (GO): amino acid transmembrane transport
Cellular component (GO): membrane
Molecular function (GO): L-amino acid transmembrane transporter activity
Source: RefSeq, a predicted model, not a curated record
GACGUGAUAUGAAAACUGGGACGAGGACAUUCCGCUCGAUGGAAGCUGUAAGGAAAUAUUAGCAAAAUUCUUCUCGAGCGCAUUGCAAACUGUCAUCACGUGACGAGCGACGGUGGUGCUAAGGGUGGUUUUGGCAUGAGGAAAAAUAAUCAGAGUGACGACUGAAGAGGCAAACAAAAAAUCGAUUGCAUCCAGAACGAAUAGGAUGCUGUACGGUGUUGUUCAAAUGCCAUGUUGUACUGCAAUGUGGAAAGAUAGUUCUGCAACAGUUAGUUCUGCUUAUUUGAUUAAGCGCUGUUUGCUUUAGCUUUUUUAUUCCAAAAGGAUAAUGCAAAUUAGUCUUCCCCUUUUGGGGGUAUUGCAAGAUAACAGCGUCAUGGCGUUACUAAACAGACUCAUCUCGAAUGUCUAACGAUCUGCCAAGGUUAAACGACAAGAAUUCACUCGGAAAUAGAACUCCACAGACACGGGACGUGUUAAUUAUUUGUUCUUCUUCGAAACAGCACUAGCACCAGUUGGAUGAUAUAUGAUUCGAUUUAUGCACGUUUAAAUUCACGCUAAAAACAGCUUAUGUUAAAAACAAACAAAACAAACAAUGCGUGUCCGGUACCUACCUAGAGGUCAUACGAUCAGCAGCUGGGAGAAAAAAGUCCCGAACGUGACUCAACACGUUUUCGCAUCGCGGUUAAGCUUUGAUUACCGAAAACGCACCGAUCUGCUCACCCUUUAAGCCCGCAAGCUUAACCUACCCCCGCGAUAAAGUUCACCCUAAACAAAACUUGUUCUCCUAAACGUAUUCAAAGCAGUCCUCAGGUAAAAACAAAAACGCCGGAUUCCUAAACCCUUGCCUCUGAUCCCCUCGAUUACAGAAUCGAGACAUAGAACUCACACGUCACUAGCCUCACAGCGGCAAAUAGUGUGAAAGAAUCCACAAAACAAAACCAAAAAAUCACGUCAGCGUCUUUCGAUCGAAAAUAGUGGCCAGAAGAAGAUGAGGUUUGUUAUCACCGGAUUGGUGUCGACCGGAACAUUGGCUGUUUAGUGUGUGGGGCAGAAAGGAACGGUGCGCGCCAGUUCUGGUCGCUCCCCGUGAUGAGUGUCUCGUACGAUACGACCGAACCGUUGCCCUUCCGAUUGUGUGUAUUGACAUCGCUCAACCAUGGAGGAUGAAGCGCUCAACAAGGACGAGAAGCUGCGAAAGGAUUCGCUGAAAAGUGCAAAGGAUGAAGCGAAUAACGGAGGCGCUGGCGGCGACGGAAGCGGCGGUGGUGAUGGUGGCGACAUCGUGCUCAAGCCCAAAAUGACACUCGUCAACGGUAUCACCGUGAUCGUCGGUUCGAUUAUUGGAUCCGGCAUUUUCGUCUCGCCGACCGGUGUCCUCAUCAACACCGGCAGCGUCAACAUGUCGCUGAUCGUGUGGAUCAUUUCGGGCCUGUUUUCGAUGGUCGGUGCCUACUGUUAUGCCGAGCUGGGUACGAUGAUCAAAAAGUCCGGUGCCGAUUAUGCGUACAUUAUGGAAACGUUCGGUCCAUUCUUGGCCUUCAUCCGGCUCUGGAUCGAAUGUAUGAUAGUGCGACCCUGCUCGCAAGCAAUCGUUGCCCUCACAUUCAGCGUCUACGUGCUGAAACCGUUCUUCCCCGAAUGUCAACCACCAGAAGAUGCGGCCCGUCUCCUUGCCGUCUGCUGUAUCCUGGUGCUGACGUUCAUCAACUGUUGGGACGUAAAAUGGGCCACGGCCGUGCAGGAUAUCUUCACCUACGCCAAGCUGCUCGCUCUGUUCAUCAUCAUCGGUGCCGGUGCUUACUAUCUGUUCCGCGGCCACACGGAAUACUUCACGUUCGAUAACACCAAAACGGAGGUAACAUCGCUCGCAUUGUCCUUCUACUCGGGUUUGUUUGCCUACAAUGGUUGGAACUAUUUGAACUUCAUCAUCGAGGAGUUGAAGGACCCGGUAAAGAAUUUGCCCCGUGCCAUCGCAAUUUCCUGCACGCUGGUGACGGUUGUGUACGUGUUUACCAACGUGUCCUUCUAUACCAUCUUGUCGCCGGAAGAGGUGCUCGGUUCGGAAGCGGUAGCAGUCACAUUUGCCGAUCGGGUGUUUGGCAUGUUUGCGUGGACGAUACCGGUGUUUGUCGCCCUGUCAACGUUUGGAGCAGUGAAUGGCAUAUUGCUUACCUCAUCCCGACUGUUCUAUGCCGGUGCGUGCGAAGGUCAGAUGCCGGAAAUUCUUACCAUGAUCCAAAUACAGCGCCUCACACCGACUCCGGCCGUACUGAUAAUGGCCCUCCUGUCCAUGCUCUAUCUGACGGUGUCGGACAUAUUCGCACUAAUUAACUACGUCGGGUUUGCCACUUGGCUAAGCAUCGGUGCCGCCGUUCUGUGUCUUCCGUGGCUUCGGUGGAAGCAACCGAAACUGAACCGUCCUAUCAAGGUGAAUCUCAUCUUUCCCAUCCUGUAUCUCAUCGCCACCGUUUUCGUCACCGUUGUUCCCAUGAUUGCCAGUCCGGUGGAGACGGGUUACGGGUGUCUUAUGAUUCUUUCCAGCAUUCCUGUCUACUGCAUAUUUAUCGCGUGGAGAAACAAACCGAAAUGGUUCAACCGUACGAUGGUGGGUCUAACACGGUUCCUGCAGAAAAUGCUCAUGGUCGUAGGAAAGACCAAACCAGCUCAGGUUUAAACAAACACGCAUCAUAGUACGAACAGUUUAACCAUCCGUUUUCUUUGAACCCCGACCAAAAGAAACGCCACAUUCCAAGGAACGAGUGCAGCCGAGGUAGUAACGUGGGAGGAUUUAUAUGAUCCUUGAAUUUGUUUUAAAGUGUAUUAAUUUUAUACCACCCUUUCUGAAGGCUGUUAAAAUGUAAUUGUGUUUUGUUUUGUUUUUAUUAUUAUAUUACAAUUACAUUGUUUGACGUCAGUUUUAAAUUGGUUUCAUUAGCGAAACGACAUCGCGUGUCAUAAGUGAGAUUUAUAUACGGAAACAAAUGUUGCUAUAGUAAGCCAUACAGAGAAGCAUUCCCAUCCACAAUGUUUUGUUCGACAUGCGAAAUAUUUUUUUCCUGAGAUCUUCUAGGUGUUUAUAUGAGUCAAACAUACCAUUUACUAAAGAGAA